Messenger RNA from Cetraspora pellucida, 2406 nucleotides. NCBI's taxonomy places the organism in Eukaryota, Fungi, Glomeromycota, Glomeromycetes, Diversisporales, Gigasporaceae. The record is from the annotation of a GenBank genome assembly.
AUGGAACUUCAACAAAAUGAUUUAGUUAAAGCCUUAAAAAACCUUGCAUUAUAUUGGGUUCUUGUUUGUUUCAUUCUUGUAUUCUUAUUUAAUUUCGGUGUUUAUGGACAAUUGAAUUCUACGUUAUUAUAUUCAAGUAGCAGACAUGAUUUUAUUGAUCGAUUAGACGUCUAUGACAGCUUCGAUGUGCGAUCAACUAAUGAUGGCAGUCUCUUAAUUAUGUUCAAGAACGACGAUUUGUACAACUUCAUUCAUGUACUAUUACCAGACGCGUCUACAAUAGAUAUCAAACUAGAUAAUGAUAUAAAUGUUACGCGUAUAUUUCCUUUAACUACGGAAUAUUACUUUCUGCUUUAUGAUCUGAAAAUUAAUGGCGACAUACAAGUCACUGGAAGAAUUAUAUAUAACAACAACACAAUCAUAAAAGAUAAACUUUUUGUAGCAAGCGGGCCUACCGAUGAGAAAGCAACGUUAGACUUUGUCAUGAAUACGCAAUUGUCAUCCUUCUUAAUUUAUAACAAAGCCAACAAUACAUUAGUUCAUUGGAUUACAUAUGACUUGCCGCAUCUAAAUGAUCCCCGAAAUGGUUCUUUUUCCCUUCUAAACAAUAUUUCUUCCCUUGAAUGUGUAUUUUCAACGGUUGAUGGAAAUUAUGGAUUUAUUAUUAAAGAGCAAGAAAAUGUGAUUAUUUCAAAUAAACGAGUGACAAAUUUAUUAAUAAAUUAUAAGUCUUUAAACCCCAUAACACCUAAGAUUUCAGAAGGUUCAGUACUUUACCACGCAAGAAAUGAUAGUGAAAUAGCAAAUAUUUCAUGUUCGUCAGAUUAUAGUGAACAUGGAAAUGUAUGCGUGUUUACAGAACAGACUGAAGUUGGCAAUUAUUCACAAUUUACGACAUAUCAAAUUAAUUUUUUGUCUUCUGGCUCUGUAAUUAAAUUUAAACUUAUAAAUAUUAGUUCAGUUCUUAAACCUUAUACCUUGCUGUUCGAUAUCAAACCUUCAUUUUUUGGUGGAUACAUUGUAACUAAUUGGGCAUCAAUACCUGUUGAUGUUUAUGCUUCUAGAUACGAUAGUUAUGAUGAUUAUAUUCCAUACAAUCCAUCAAGAGAAUACCAAAGUAUGAAUGGAAUUAUUUUUAUGGCUAAUGGCACCGAAAUUAUAUCAUGGAACUUGUCUCAAUUAACUAAACUUGAUCCGCAAAAUCAGACUUUUCGAAGUGCAGUAUUUAAUUUAAUGAGAAAUGAUACUUUUAUAUUAUUAUUUAAUGAAUUUAAUACUAUAUUAAAUAUAUUAGAUGAUUAUAAAAAUCCGAAUAUUAUUUCAACAUAUCCCCAGAUUAAUGAAACUAUCUUACCAGGAAAUGUCGAUUCUAUCAACAUAACUUUUUCAAGCAACAUUUCUAGAUCCUGGAACUCUUCGAAGAAGCUUAUUAUCUAUUACCUUAAUGCAAACACCAAUGAAUUAAUAUUCAGAAAAUUUUAUUCGAUUUCAGAAUGCAAUAUUAUACAAAAAAAUCUUUCAUGUAAUGUCACAUCAAGUAUUUUUAAUCAAUGGAAUACUACGUAUAAAAUUACAAUGGAUAAUAACUUUGUUACGUUUGACUCGACAAAUGAGCCUAUGUAUGGUAUUUCUGAGUAUGGUAUUGACAAAAAUCAAUUGACUUUUAAAUCAAUUACAUGUGACCCACUAAUAGGAAGUUUUCAAGAAAAAUUUUCAGAUACAACUAUAGGUACUAUACUGUUAAGACUUGAGAACAAUGUAACAAUCGAUUUAAGCUUUCUUAACAACUUAACGGAAGAACUUGUAAAAAGUAUUCCUACAACUCCAAACCGAAUACAGCAUACAAAUCGAUUUCAAAAAGAUGUAUCAUCGCCUUCUCAAUAUUUAAUACAAGUAAAAAUUUUGAAAGCUACAGAUCCUACAGAUACUUUAAAUUUAUGGGAUGAAAUUAAAUUCAAAUUACUCGGAUUAUUAAUUGGAUUCAUUGUUUUAACUCCCAUUAUUUUGUGGGCUCGUUAUAAAUAUCCUGAGGGACAAAACUUUAUGAUACUUAGUGUAAUAAUUAUUUUGUUUGAUUUUAUUAUGGAUGUUUUAUUUAUUGCAAUAAAUGGAAGAGAUGUUUCACAACCGAAUCUUUAUAUACCCAGAUAUAAAAGCACUAUUUCAUUAUUCACUAUAUGUUCAGGUGCAAAUGUAGUUUUACUAGAAUUUUUAACUUCAAAUUUUGCCGGAUUCUCAAUAUUUAAUGCAUCACUUUCAAAUUCCGUUAAACGAUGGAUAUAUUGGGUGACUAUAGUUAAUACUUUUAUUGAAAUUAUUCCACAACUAAUUAUACAGAAUGAAUCUUUAUAUGAAAAUUACAUUACCGAUAAUCUUCAGUUAGAAAGUGAAGAAAAUGAUGUUUAA